Sparassis crispa is the source of this 1551-nucleotide messenger RNA. Its product is annotated as Histone deacetylase phd1. The coding region runs from base 1 to 1551 and encodes 516 amino acids. The record is from RefSeq and is a predicted model, not a curated record. Gene Ontology annotation, molecular function: histone deacetylase activity. The transcript has 3 exons. NCBI's taxonomy places the organism in Eukaryota, Fungi, Basidiomycota, Agaricomycetes, Polyporales, Sparassidaceae.
AUGAAGCCACACAGACUCACAUUAACGAAUGCUCUUGUCACGGGUUACGGGCUUGACAAACAAAUCCACAACAUCUACAACCCACGUCCCGCUACUCAAGCGGAGCUUGAGGCAUAUCACGAUCACGAUUACAUUGAGUUUCUCUCUAGAGUUACUCCCCAAAAUCAGGGAGCAAUGAGACAACAAAUAGAGGCCUUCAAUUGCGUGGAGGAUAACCCGAUAUUUGCAGAUAUCUAUGAGUUCUGCAAGAUGUAUGCAGGUGGCUCCCUCGCUGCGGCCAGAAAGCUCUGUGCAGGUACCACAGACAUUGCUAUCAAUUGGUCGGGAGGUCUCCAUCAUGCAAAGAAGGCUGAGGCGAGCGGAUUCUGCUAUGUGAACGACAUCGUCCUUGCUAUUCUUGAGCUUCUGAGGUAUCAUCCUCGCGUUCUAUAUAUCGACAUUGAUAUCCACCACGGUGACGGCGUGGAGUUCGCAUUCUACCACACGAACCGCGUCAUGACCGUUUCGUUCCACAAAUACACCGGAGACUUCUUCCCCGGCACAGGAAAGCUCGACGACAACGGCGCCGGGCUCGGCAAGCAUUUCUGCUUAAACGUUCCCCUGCAGGACGGGAUCGACGACGACAUGUACCUCACGAUAUUCAAGACCGUCAUCGAGGACACCGUCACCGCCUUCCGGCCGUCCGCCAUCGUCCUGCAAUGUGGCGCGGACUCCCUGGGCUGCGACCGGCUCGGCGCUUUCAACCUGUCGAUCGCAGCCCACGGAGAGUGCGUCAACUUCGUGCGCAAGUUCAACGUGCCCCUCCUCGUCGUCGGCGGCGGCGGGUACACGAUCAAGAACGUGAGCCGCUGCUGGACGUACGAGACCUCCGUCCUCGUCGGCGCCGCAGUACCCGACGAGCUGCCUAUCACCAUCUACGACUCGUUCUUCCGCGACUCGAAGUGGAAGUUGCACCCGCCACUCACCGGGAAGGUGGACAAUCAGAAUUCGCCGGCGUCGCUGCAGCGCGUCACCAUCAGCAUCCGCAACAAGCUACGAUAUCUCCAAGGCGCGCCUAGCGUGGCGUUGCAGGAGAUCCCGCCAGAUCUCGGGGGCUGGCUCGAGGACGAGACGCGCACACGACAGGAGAAGGAAGAAGAGAAGGGCACCGCGCAAGCUGGGGAAUCCAGAGAAGACCGGUCCAUGAAGCGGAACGAGUACUUCGACGGAGACAGGGAUAACGACGGCGAUGAAGAAGAGGAGGCACCGCCGGCUCCAACGCCACGGACGAAGGCGACUGCCCGGAAAACAAGAGGGGGAAAGCGAGGCCGUGGCAGGGGUAGGGGCAAGGCCACGGCCAACAGCGCGCCGAGGGAAGGUGAAGAUGAGGCAGAGGAGGCAGCCGCACCACCUACACGAUCUAGGACGACAAAGGGAAAGACGAAGGGGCGCGGGCGAGCACGCACGAAGGCACAAGGGAAGAACACCGAGCCGGAUACCCCAAAUGCAGAGCCUGACUCGAAUGCGAGUACAGAACAGGCUCCAACGCCAAUGGAGGUGGAUGUCGUAUGA